Ornithorhynchus anatinus (platypus) is the source of this 1142-nucleotide messenger RNA. RefSeq names its product cilia and flagella associated protein 36 (gene CFAP36). NCBI's taxonomy places the organism in Eukaryota, Metazoa, Chordata, Mammalia, Monotremata, Ornithorhynchidae. The record is from RefSeq and is a predicted model, not a curated record. Bases 16 to 1074 code for a protein of 352 amino acids. Gene Ontology annotation, cellular component: axoneme; ciliary base. The transcript is spliced from 10 exons.
GGGGCGGAGGGCCGCAUGGCGGCGGUGGCGGAGGAGGAGGAGGAGGAGGAGGAGGUGGUCUGGGUGGUGGAGAGUAUCGCCGCCUUCCUCCGCGGCCCCGACUGGUCCGGGCCCAUCCUGGACUUCGUGGAGCAGAAGUGUGAAGUUUUUGAUGAUGAAGAAGAAAGCAAGCUGACCUAUACGGAGAUUCAUCAGGAAUACAAAGAGCUGGUUGAAAAGCUCUUAGAAAGUUACCUGAAAGAGAUUGGAAUUAAUGAAGAUCAAUUUCAAGAAGCAUGUACAUCUCCUCUUGCAAAGUCGCAUACAUCACAGGCCAUCUUGCAACCAGUGUUGGCAGCCGAAGACUUCAGUAUAUUUAAAGCAAUGAUGGUUCAGAAAAACAUCGAAAUGCAAUUACAAGCCAUUCGCAUCAUUCAAGAGAGAAAUGGUGUAUUACCGGACUGUUUGACAGACGGUUCUGAUACGGUCAGUGAACUUGAACAGGAGGAAAUGAAAAUCCUCAGGGAAGUUCUUAGAAAGUCAAAGGAAGAGUAUGAACAAGAAGAAGAGAGAAAAAGGAAGAAGGACGGAUUGUCGAAGCCCUCGGAAGGUAAAGGAGAAUGUUCGGGGUCCUCGGCUGAGCCCGCAAGAUCUAAAGCACCCCCAGAAGACAUUCAGAGUCCUGCCUCUUCACCCUUAGAGGAAAAAGCCCAUUUUCCCAAUGGAUCGGAACAGUGUUUACCAAGAAGGAUGAAGAGCCCCCUUCAGACGGCACCUCAGAAGCCAAAGGAAGAGAGCAGCCUAAAGACACCCAGACCACAAGCCAUCAAAGGGGGACCACUCACCAAUUUAUCAGGGCUCAGACUGGAGGAACUCCGUCAGCGAGAAGACUAUCUGAAGCAAAAAAGAGACCAGUUGAUGUCCCUGAAAAAGGACCCCAGGAGCAAGCAGCUGUGCCCCGCUGAAGAGAAAGAAAAGUCCCCUGCUAAUGAGGACACCGCCAAGAAAGCAGAAAUGACAGCAGAGGAAAGACAAACCUUGUUAAAGAGGAGGCUGCUGGCAGAGAAACUGAAGGAAGAAGUGAUUAACAAGUGAGGGUUAAUUUAGAAAAGAACAUAGGCAGAAGUUUGAAUUUCUUUAAAAAUAAAUUAUUUAAUCCAUCA